Messenger RNA from Condylostylus longicornis, 627 nucleotides. RefSeq names its product ATP synthase subunit delta, mitochondrial (gene ATPsyndelta). The record is from RefSeq and is a predicted model, not a curated record. The coding region runs from base 26 to 502 and encodes 158 amino acids. Gene Ontology annotation, biological process: proton motive force-driven ATP synthesis. Lineage: Eukaryota; Metazoa; Arthropoda; Insecta; Diptera; Dolichopodidae. Gene Ontology annotation, molecular function: proton-transporting ATP synthase activity, rotational mechanism. The transcript is spliced from 4 exons.
AAAAAUAUAAAAGCUUGAUACAAAAAUGUCUUUCGCAAUGAAGGGAGCCCGCAUGUUAGCCUCUAGAAGUGCUAGAUUAAUGCAAUCACGCGGAUAUGCUGAUGAAAUGAAAUUAACAUUCGCCGCUGGAAACAAAGUUUUCUUUGACAGCGCUGAUGUUAGACAAAUUGAUGUUCCAUCAUUCAGCGGAAGUUUUGGUAUUCUAGCUAAACACGUUCCCACUCUAGCUGUAUUAAAGCCAGGAGUUGUUCAAGUUUAUCAAAAUGAUGGAAAAGUUUUAAAAGUUUUUGUAUCCAGUGGAUCUGUAUCGGUAAAUGAAGAUUCAUCAGUACAAGUACUUGCUGAGGAAGCUCAUUUGGUUGAAGAUUUAGAUUUAAGCCAAUGUAGGCAAUUAUUAACCCAGUAUCAACAAGAAUUAGGAAGAGCAGCAAACGACGAAGAUCGCGCUGCAGCUGCCAUUGCCGUUGAAUGUUGUGAAGCUCUUGUUAAAGCUGCCGAAUAAAAAUUAUAAGUAGUUUAAUUAAGACUUUCCAAAUAUGUAUGUUAAAUUUUUUUUUUUCUGAAUCAUACUUUUCAAAAAAGUCAUAUUAGAGGAUUCAAUAAAGAAGGUAAAAAUGUCAUCUGGAA